This is a messenger RNA of Brassica oleracea var. oleracea, 2542 nucleotides long. Its product is annotated as probable beta-D-xylosidase 6. The coding region runs from base 23 to 2398 and encodes 791 amino acids. Gene Ontology annotation, biological process: xylan catabolic process; arabinan catabolic process. The record is from RefSeq and is a predicted model, not a curated record. The transcript is spliced from 2 exons. Gene Ontology annotation, cellular component: plant-type cell wall. Lineage: Eukaryota; Viridiplantae; Streptophyta; Magnoliopsida; Brassicales; Brassicaceae. Gene Ontology annotation, molecular function: alpha-L-arabinofuranosidase activity; xylan 1,4-beta-xylosidase activity.
UCGGAAAAAAAAAAAAGAAAGAAUGAAUCUUCAGUUGAAAUUAACCUCACUACUCUUCUUCACUUCCGCCAUAGCCGAAACCUUCGAUUCUAAUCCAAAGUUCCCAUGCCAACCUCCUCACCACAGCUCCUACCCCUUCUGCAACAUCUCUCUAUCCACAACCAAACGAGCUCUCUCCCUCGUCUCGCUCCUCACUCUCCCGGAGAAGAUCACCCAGCUCUCCAACACAGCCGCCUCCGUGCCCCGCCUCGGCAUCCCGCCGUACGAGUGGUGGUCCGAGUCUCUCCACGGACUCGCCGACAACGGCCCCGGCGUCUCGUUCAACGGCUCGAUCUCCUCCGCCACGAGCUUCCCUCAGGUGAUCGUGUCCGCGGCGUCGUUCAACAGGACGCUGUGGCGCGAGAUCGGAUCCGCGGUGGCGGUGGAAGGGAGGGCGAUGUAUAAUGGCGGUCAGGCGGGGCUGACUUACUGGGCGCCGAAUAUAAAUGUGUUUAGGGAUCCGAGGUGGGGGAGAGGGCAGGAGACUCCUGGUGAGGAUCCCAAGGUGGUUUCUGAGUAUGGUGUUGAGUUUGUUAGAGGGUUUCAGGAAAUUAAGAAGACUAAUGUUUUGAAAAGUAGUCUUGGUAAUGGUGAUGAUGAUGAUGAUGGUGAUGGUGAUGGUGGGAAGCUUAUGUUGUCUGCUUGUUGCAAGCAUUUCACUGCUUAUGAUCUUGAGAAAUGGGGCAACUUUACUAGAUACGACUUCAAUGCUGUGGUCACAGAACAGGACAUGGAAGACACAUACCAGCCCCCGUUUCAGAGUUGUAUCGAAGAUGGUAAAGCUAGCUGCUUGAUGUGUUCAUAUAAUGCAGUUAAUGGGGUGCCUGCUUGUGCUCGACAAGACUUAUUACAGAAAGCUCGAGUUGAUUGGGGAUUUAAAGGGUACAUUACAUCAGACUGUGAUGCUGUGGCAACCAUUUUCGAUUACCAAGGAUACACAAACUCAGCUGAGGAAGCUGUUGCUGAUGCAAUCAAAGCAGGCGUGGAUAUAAACUGCGGAACGUACAUGGUUAGACACACACAAUCUGCCAUCGAUAAAGGUAAAGUGAGCGAAGAGCAAAUAGACAGAGCUCUCCAAAACCUCUUCGCCGUUCAGCUCCGCCUCGGACUUUUCGACGGUAAUCCAAAACAAGGACGUUACGCGAAGCUAGGGACAAACGACAUCUGCAGCUCAAGCCACAGGGAGCUGGCGUUGGAAGCAGCGAGACAAGGCAUCGUGCUUCUGAAAAACGACCACAAGCUCUUGCCGUUGAAGAAAAGCCACGUGUCUUCUCUAGCAAUCAUCGGUCCAAUGGCCAACAACAUUAGCAGCAUGGGCGGCACUUACACAGGCAAGCCGUGUCAGCGAAAGACUCUCUUCAGUGAGCUUCUUGAGUACGUGAAGAAGACAUCUUACGCCUCUGGCUGCUCCGACGUGGCGUGUGACUCCCCCGCCGGGUUUAAAGAAGCUGUCGCCAUCGCCAAGGGAGCAGACUUCGUCGUAGUCGUUGCGGGGCUAGACCUCACUCAAGAGACAGAGGAUAAAGAUCGAGUGAGUCUUUCUUUACCUGGGAAGCAGAGAGAUCUCGUAACUUCCAUCGCAGCUGCGAGUAAGAAGCCAGUGAUUCUAGUCCUAACCGGUGGAGGACCGGUGGAUGAAACCUUUGCUAAAACCGACCCGAGGAUCGGAAGCAUUGUGUGGAUCGGUUAUCCAGGUGAAACCGGUGGACAAGCACUAGCUGAGAUCUUGUUUGGUGAUUUUAAUCCGGGUGGGAGGUUACCGAUGACGUGGUAUCCUCAGUCGUUUAGUGAGGUUGCGAUGUCGGAUAUGCACAUGAGAGCUGAUUCGUCUCGUGGUUAUCCUGGAAGAACGUAUAGAUUCUAUACCGGAGAUCAGGUUUAUAAAUUCGGAACCGGUUUAAGCUAUACCGAGUUUGAUUACGAGAUUCUUUCAGCACCGACGAGGCUUGGGUUAUCAGAAGUUAUCCCACAGGACUCUUCUUCACACAAGAAGCUGCUUCUCCAGAAGGGAGAAGGGGAGCUUAGGUACUUACAGCUGGACGAUUUGGCGGUUAACUCUUGCGAGUCUCUGCGGUUUAACGUCCGGUUUAGCGUGAGGAAUACGGGAGAGAUAGAUGGUAGUCAUGUGUUGAUGUUGUACUCUAGAAUGCCUCGGGUUUUGUCUGGUGUUCCGGAGAGACAGCUGAUUGGUUUUGAACGUGUUCAUGUUCGUUCAAGUGAGAUGGUGGAAGCAGAGUUUGUGAUUGAUCCUUGCAAGCACCUUAGCGUUGCGAAUGAUGUGGGGAAGAGAGUGAUUCCUUUGGGGGUUCAUGACUUGGUGUUGGGAGAUUUAAAGCAUUCUCUGUCUCUUGAAUUCUAAAAUGAUUGUUUUUAAGCAAACUGUGAUGUUUGGAAAAAAGUUUAAUAAAAAGCGUUACUGCUUGGACGAAUAAAUCGUUUAUUGUGAUUCUGCUGGUAAGCCUCAUUUUUGAAGUUUACUAUGCUCAACAUGUUUUCUCUUUGA